AUGACGACCGCAGGAAACACAAGUAUGACAAGCACUAUCUCUCAAGCAACUUUAACCUUGCGUACAUCCUCGGUUACAGUCGGUGGCAGAUUGCCACAAAUAGACAAAUUGGAUGGAGUUGCAACAUAUAAUAAUUGGAAGUUUGCGAUGAAAAUGUAUUUGAUACAUGGAACUGUAUUGUUGGAUCCGAUUAUUAAACCUGCAUCAUAUGCUCACGUAUGUACGGCAGCUACUGCUAAAGAAGCAUGGAGAAAUCUUCAAACUGUAUAUGAAGAUAAAGGUUUAAACAGACGUCUUGGUUUACUUACAUCUAUGUUCAACUUGAGGUUAGAAGAUUAUACAUGCACGGAACAAUACAUUAUUGAAGCCAUGUCUUUGGCUCAAAAACUGGCAGAUAUUGAGAAGCCUGUAGACGAUGAAUUCUUAGCCAUCGUUUUGCUACACGGAUUGCCAUCUACUCCCAGAUUCGAAACUAUGAAAUCAGGACUGCAAGCUACUCACGAUGUAUUGAAUUCCGAAAUAGUAAAAGCACGUUUACUUCAAGAUGUUGCAGGAAGAGAGGAUUCAUCACAAAAUGAUAGAAAAUUAGUUUGCUACAACUGUAAGAAAGAAGGUCAUAUUAGACCAAAAUGUCCAAAACUCAAACAGAAGGUAAAAGAACGCAAACACAGUAAAGAUGCCAGAAAAACUGAUGAAGUCAAGGAAGAUUCAUCGAAAUUAGAAGAAAAAGGAAAGAAUACCUUAUUGAUCUCUGGAAUGACAGCUUUAUUAGCAAAGGAUUUUAAGUCAGAUGAUUGGUUCAUAGAUAUUGGAGCCACAACUCAUAUGACACAUCGGAACGACUGGUUAGAAGAUUCGGAAUUUAUUAAAAUGACGGAAAUCGCUAUCGCUGACAGUUCGACUUGCAAAAGUAAUAAGGUUGGUCAAGUAAAGGUUAAUCUAACACAUGGAAAGUCAUGUUUCGUAAGUAAUCCAAUGUAUGUGCCACAACUUUCUACAAAUUUAUUAUCCGUUAAUAAAAUAACAGAAAAAGGUCUAACAGUUGUGUUUGAUUCAGAAAGUUGCAAGGUAUAUGAUACCACAAAAUGUACUCUAAAUGGAAAGCCGGAAAUUUCAGCUGCCAAAAUUGGCGGAUUGUAUCGUCUAGACCAAGAGCGAUCAGCAGUACAAGUAGCAACGUUAUCUACUGAAAAAUUAGCAAAGAAGGAAGCAAUAAUGACAGCUUCGUCAGAAGAUUUAGAGCUAUGGCAUAGACGACUUGGUCUCCAUUAUAAAUACAUGGUAGCAUUGAAGGAUGGCUUAGCACCUGGCAUAUCUUUUACAAAUUCACAGAAAGGGGACUGGAAUUGCGUUGCUUGUUUAGAAGGAAAAACGAUCGUUGAAAAGACAAGAUGUUUACUACAAGAUUCUAAGCUGGAUAAAAGAUUUUGGGAUGAAGCAGUGCUCACGGCCAUAUACCUCCGAAAUAGAUGUCCGACAAGAGCUCUUCGAGGCGUGACGUCACAGGAAGCCUGGAGCGGAAAAAGGGUUGAUAUUAGUCAUCUCAAGGUUUUUGGAUGCAAAGUCUAUGUGCAUAUUCCAAAGGAAUUGCGAACGAAGCUAGAUUCAAAGUCGAAGGAGCACAUCAUGCUAGAAUCAGAGGACCGUGAGGUACAAGAAAAUACUGAAAAAGUAAAAACUCAAGAAGUUGAAGACGCUGAAGAGGAAGAAGAGUUCCACGAAGCGGAAGAAAUAUUUAAACCAGAAAGAAGAUAUCCUCUGAGAAUCAGACAAUCGCCAAAAAGAUAUGCAGAUGAAGAAGAGUUCUAUUCGUGCGUUGCAAGCGAGAAUAAUAUGCAAGAUCCGAUGACUAGAUCAGAAACUUCAAACAGUAAUAACUCAAGCAGAUGGAAGUCUGUGAUGGAAGAGGAAAUCAAGUUACUUCAGGGCCAUCUGGAUAUUACAAAGAGGUACACCCAAGUUCAUGGUGUUGACUACGAAGAAACCUUCGCACCAGUUGUAAGACAUUCGAUCAUACGCAUGCUUAUUGGAUUAGCUGCAGUAAAGAAGCUGGAUAUACAUCAUUGGGAUAUUACUACUGCUUUUCUGAACGGAAGAUUUCAUGAAGAAAUUUAUAUGCAGCAGCCGGAAGGAUACGUUGAAAAGGGGAAAGAACAGAAAGUAUAUCGUCUUAAGAAAGCGAUAUACGGGUUGAAACAAACAUCUAGGACUUGGAAUGAAGAAAUAGAUAAGAACAUGAAAGAAUUAGGCUUUUAG
This is a messenger RNA of Cyphomyrmex costatus, 2256 nucleotides long. RefSeq lists its product as uncharacterized. Lineage: Eukaryota; Metazoa; Arthropoda; Insecta; Hymenoptera; Formicidae. The coding region runs from base 1 to 2256 and encodes 751 amino acids. The transcript is spliced from 6 exons. The record is from RefSeq and is a predicted model, not a curated record. Gene Ontology annotation, molecular function: zinc ion binding; nucleic acid binding.